CGUCGCGCUCAGCCAAUGCGAAGACCCGCGGCUAGGUCACGUGCCGCUGUUUGGCGCUUUUGUGCGCGCCCAGGUCUGUUGGUGCUCAGAGUGUGGCCAGGCGACUCGGAGCGAGCAGGUGGGUGCUGGCUUGUCUCCGGCUGCAGAGACGGCGGGGUAGGGACCAGCCUGGAAGGCGGCGGGCAGCCAGCGGGGGACACUGGAGGGGCGGGAGCCCUGAGACCUGGCGGGCAGGGGGCGUUCGCCUUUUGUGGCUCUCCUUACCAGUGGAUUGUGGAGGGUGCACGGCCAGUCUCUUGUCUUCUGUUCGAAAUGGCAUCUUCUGAUAUUCAGGUGAAGGAACUGGAGAAGCGUGCUUCAGGCCAGGCUUUUGAGCUGAUUCUCAGCCCUCGGUCGAAAGAAUCCGUUCCCGAUUUUCCCCUUUCCCCCCCAAAGAAGAAGGACCUUUCCCUGGAGGAAAUCCAGAAGAAAUUAGAAGCUGCAGAAGAAAGACGCAAGUCUCAUGAAGCGGAAGUCCUAAAGCAGCUCGCUGAAAAACGGGAGCACGAGAAGGAAGUGCUUCAGAAAGCCAUUGAGGAGAACAACAACUUCAGCAAAAUGGCAGAGGAGAAACUGACCCACAAAAUGGAAGCUAACAAAGAGAACCGGGAGGCGCAGAUGGCUGCCAAGCUGGAGCGUUUGCGAGAGAAGGACAAGCACGUUGAAGAGGUGCGGAAGAACAAAGAAUCCAAAGACCCUGCGGAUGAGACCGAGGCUGACUAAUUUGUUCUGAGAACUGACUUUCUCCCCGACCCCUUCCUAAAUAUCCAAAGACUGUACUGGCCAGUGUCAUUUACUUUUUCCCUCCUGACAAAUAUUCUAGAAGCUGAUGUAGGACCAUAUAGGUAGAUCCAGACCGUGAGAUGUUUUAGGGGCUCAAGGGGAGAAACUGAAAGUGUUUUACUCUUUUUUAAAGUGUUGGUCUUUCUAACGUAGCUAUUUUUCUCGUUGCAUCUUUUCCACUUCCGCACACUUGGUGUGCUGGAUUAAUGGCUAGUACUGUAUUGACUCUGUGGAAGACGUUUGUGAAGAGUAUGUAGUGGCUUCUUCCAACCUGUUAGAUGCUGAAUAUCUGUUCACUUUGCGAUCCCAAUUCUGUCCCAACCUUAUCAGAUGCUACUGUACUUGAAUGGUUAAUAAACUGCACAGUGCUGUUGUG
Molecule: messenger RNA, 1198 nt
Organism: Phodopus roborovskii (desert hamster)
Lineage: Eukaryota; Metazoa; Chordata; Mammalia; Rodentia; Cricetidae
Gene: Stmn1
Product: stathmin 1
Exons: 5
Coding region: 16-762 (248 amino acids)
Biological process (GO): neuron projection development; microtubule depolymerization; regulation of microtubule polymerization or depolymerization
Cellular component (GO): neuron projection; cytoplasm
Molecular function (GO): tubulin binding
Source: RefSeq, a predicted model, not a curated record